AUGCCCUUUCUCCGCUCUCCCUGCCCCUUUCUCCCCACUCCCUCCUCCUCCCCUUCUCCCCACUCCCUCCUUCUCCCCUUCUCCCCUCCUUCCUCUUCACCUUGUCCCCUCCCUCCUCUUCGCCUUCUCCCCUGCCCACUCCUCCCGUUCCCCCUAGGAUCAGCAGUUCAGUGGCACGACGGGCAUUUCAGUGGCACUACAGGGUAUGGUCACGGGGACGCAGGAGGCAGAGAGGCGCUUGACUCUGCCUUUGCUCAGAUCGUUGGCGCCGAGGCAGCGUGUGUGCGCGCACAGUUCUUCUCAGGCACACAUGCAAUCGCUGCUGCCCUUUAUGCCGUUCUGCGCCCUGGGGACGAGCUGCUGUCAGUGGCAGGGGCGCCGUAUGACACAAUGGAGGAGGUGAUUGGGCUCAGAGGCACGCCGGGGCACGGGUCGUUGAAAGAAUUUGGGGUGUCGUACCGACAAAUAGAGUUGACAGACGAAGGCACCCUGGACUGGGAUGCUCUCAGCACACCAGGGGCGGUGGGAGAGCGAACGCGCUGUGUGCUGGUGCAGCGAUCGUGUGGGUACUCGCUAAGAGAAACACUUACAGUCGAGCAAAUCGGGCACGUUGUGGAAAUUGUGAAGGCCCAGAACCCAUCAUGUGUUGUUGUGGUGGACAACUGCUAUGGGGAGUUCAUUGAAGAGAGAGAGCCGACCCACGUGGGCGCAGACCUUAUAGCGGGGAGUCUUAUAAAGAAUCCAGGAGGGACGAUAGCCCCCAGUGGGGGGUACGUGGCAGGGAGGGCCGACCUGGUGGAGGCUGCUGCUGCUAGGCUGGCUGCUCCUGGCAUCAGCUCGGGCGCAGGAGCAACAAGUGGGGAGGUGAUGCGGCUGAUGUUCCAAGGGCUGUUCCUGGGGCCGCAGAUGACAGGCGAGGCCAUCAAGGGCAGUCUACUCGUAGCAGAGGUGAUGGCGAAUGAGGGCUUCUCUGUUCAUCCCGAGCCCCGAGCGCGGCGGAAAGACAUCAUCCAGGCAGUCAUUCUCUCCUCGCCCGCGCGCCUGCUCGCCUUCUGCCAAGCCGUGCAGCGGCGGUGCCCUGUUGGGGCCUACAUCAAGCCGACAGCCGGGGUGACAGCAGGGUAUGAGUCGGAGGUGGUCUUUGCUGAUGGGACCUUCAUCGAUGGCAGCACCAUCGAGCUCUCCUGUGAUGGCCCCCUCCGCCCUCCAUUCGCUGUCUUCUGCCAG
Molecule: messenger RNA, 1227 nt
Organism: Closterium sp. Naga37s-1
Lineage: Eukaryota; Viridiplantae; Streptophyta; Zygnematophyceae; Desmidiales; Closteriaceae
Source: the annotation of a GenBank genome assembly